Molecule: messenger RNA, 1849 nt
Organism: Pleuronectes platessa (European plaice)
Lineage: Eukaryota; Metazoa; Chordata; Actinopteri; Pleuronectiformes; Pleuronectidae
Gene: snapc1b
Product: small nuclear RNA activating complex, polypeptide 1b
Exons: 11
Coding region: 78-1148 (356 amino acids)
Biological process (GO): snRNA transcription by RNA polymerase III; snRNA transcription by RNA polymerase II
Cellular component (GO): snRNA-activating protein complex
Molecular function (GO): sequence-specific DNA binding
Source: RefSeq, a predicted model, not a curated record
UGACGCAUUACAAGUGCGACGCUCGUUGUGUUUACGUCUAUUUACGUUCACCGGCUCCAGAGUAGCACGUUUUCACAAUGAUACGUUCAAAACGUGGGGAGACGGACCCCUACAGGAAGCAGCUGAAGUCAGAUUGUGAGUCGCUGCUCGGCCGAUUCCAGAAAACUGAGUCCGUCCGAUUCCAGGUUUUCUCUGAAAUCUGGAGGGAAUCGAACUUCACACACAUUUUCUACGGCGCCGUGAAGCACGAGAAGCGAGCGUUCAGCCGGCGGGUUCUGGAUCUGGCCUACAGCUACUUCCUGCCGCCGCUCACCUUCCAGAUCCGGGUCGGGGGUCUGUACCUGCUCUACAGUCUGUACCGGUGUCAGACCGCCUCGCCCCCGGAGCAGAUCCGCGUGGCGCUGAAGGACUGGGACGAGGUGAAGAAGUUUGAGAAAGACGCGGCGGACGCUCAGCACCUGGACGCCGUCUACAUCCUGCGGCAGCUGAGGUUCCUCAAGGCGUUCCACUUCACCGCCAUGCCAACGCUGCUCGCCUACAAGAAGAAGAGGAAGACGGAGAAGUCGGACUUGUCCGAGGAGUUCGUUGAGCGAGCGUCUCGUCCUCAGGAGCUGAUCAACGGAGACCUGCUGGAGGAGCUGUCCAACAUCCACGAGCUCUACGAGAAGAUGAAGACGUCCGUCUCUUUGCCGUCGGAAAAGUCCGUGAACAUGAUCCACAGAAGCUUCGUCCCUCAGCUGCGCGGCUCGGUCCUGGAUUUCCACAAGUGGCAGCAGAACAAGGAUGAAACAGACCUGGAUGAAGACUGUGGGGAGGGAACCUCGUCUCAGCAGGAGUGCUCCAACAGAGCCGGCCUCAUCGCCUCCAUCAAAUCGAAAGCUUACGGAGAGGCCGCCGAGGCGUCCAAGUCGCGUCGGCACCGGCAGGUGGAGGUGGAUCCGACCAGCAACGAGUCCGGCCCGUCCAACGCACCGGGUCGGUCCAGGAAAACCAAACCGUCAUUCAAAGCCAGAACCAAGGAGAAAUUCCACUUCUCAGGUGACCAGUUGAAAGCUUCCUCAUCGACCACUAUGAUCAGUCAUCUCACCAGUCUGGACCCAGUGGCUGCAGAAAAUGUAAAAUAUUUUAAAAGAUUCCCGUCGAAAUGAAGGAGAAUCGACCGGAGACACUGAAGAGAGAUUUUAUUUAAGAACACACUUGAAAAUGAUUUUACAUUUAAAUGUUUUUUACUUUUUCUGUUUUAAUGGUUUUUCAAUGACACACAAACUGGUCUGAGGGAGGAAAACUUCUCAUGUUGCAGAAAGUGAAGAAAAUAAGAACAGAAAUGUGUUCGUUUUUAAAAUCAAAAGGUUUGUGGAAAAUACACUGUUCAUGUUCAGUUUUAUUUCUGGUGUAAAAUGUUUUAUUACAUUUCAGUAUUUUGUAUAAAAAAACAUUUCUAACAGUAUUUUGUUCACUGGAUGUUCUCAUCUCAUCAUCCCAUCGUCAUCCGCUUAUCCGGGGUCGGGUCGCGGGGGGAGCAGCUCAAGCAGGGGGCCCCAGACUUCCCUUUCCCGGGCCACAUUGACCAGCUCUGACGGGGGGAUCCCGAGGCGUUCCCAGGCCAGUGUUGAGAUAUAAUCUCUCCACCUAGUCCUGGGUCUUCCCCGAGGUCUCCUCCCCACUGGACGUGCCUGAAACACCUCCCAAGGGAGGCGCCCAGUGGGCAUCCUUACCAGAUGCCCGAAACCACCUCAGCUGACUCCUUUCUAAGUAAAGGAGCAGCGGCUCUAAUCCGAGUCCCUCACGGAUGACUGAGCUUCUCACCCUACUCUGGAUGUUUGACAAACUAAAUGGAGUCAAGAACUUA